This is a messenger RNA of Otolemur garnettii (small-eared galago), 1074 nucleotides long. It is a transcript of the gene ART5, whose product is annotated as ADP-ribosyltransferase 5. The coding region runs from base 10 to 885 and encodes 291 amino acids. The record is from RefSeq and is a predicted model, not a curated record. NCBI's taxonomy places the organism in Eukaryota, Metazoa, Chordata, Mammalia, Primates, Galagidae. Gene Ontology annotation, molecular function: NAD+-protein-arginine ADP-ribosyltransferase activity; NAD+ poly-ADP-ribosyltransferase activity. The transcript is spliced from 4 exons.
CCCCCAGGGAUGGUGCUGGCUACUCUGCUGAUCGCCCUCAGCUGCCUUGGCUUCCACAUCCUCCAGGCUCAGGCUGUUCCCAUCCUGCCCCUGGGGCUGGCUCCAGAUACUUUUGACGAUGCCUAUGAGGGCUGUUCAGAGGAGAUGGAGGAGAAGGCAGCCUCCCUGCUAAAGGAGGAGAUGACCCACCAUGCCCUGCUGCGGGAAUCCUGGGAGGCAGCCCAGGAAGCCUGGGAGUACAGGCGACGAGGGCUCACUCUGCCCUCUGGCUUCAAAGCCCAGCAUGGAAUAGCCAUUAUGGUCUAUACCAACUCAUCUAACACCUUGUACAGGGAGCUGAACCACGCCGUGAGGAUGGGUGGUAGCUCUCGGGAGCACUACAUGAGGCAUUUCCCCUUCAAGGCCCUACAUUUCUACCUGACCCGGGCCCUGCAGCUCUUGCGGGGCAGCGAAGGCUGCAGCAGGAGACCUGGGGAGAUAGUGUUUCGAGGUGUGGGCAGCCUUCACUUUGAACCCAAAAGACUGGGGGACUCUGUCCGCUUGGGCCAGUUUGCUUCCAGCACCCUGGAUGAGGCGAUAGCCCGCAGAUUUGGUAAUGCCACCCUCUUCUCUCUAAGGACUUGCUUUGGGGUCCCUAUCCAGGCCCUGUCUGUCUUUCCUGAGGAGCGUGAAGUGCUGAUUCCCCCCCAUGAAGUCUUCUUGGUAACCAGGUUCUUCCAGGAUAAAGCUCAGAGCCUAGUGACUCUCUGGAGUUAUAAUCAGACCUGCAGCCACUUUAACUGCGCCUACUUGGGUGGGGAGAAGAGGCGGGGCUGUGUGUAUGCACCAGGAGUCCUGGGAACUAGUGACCUUCUUAUGAAGAAAGGGGGCUUCAAACAGCCCUAAGAAGCAAGAACAUGGUUUUGGACCCAGCCCUAGCAGCCAUCUCCCCAACCAAGAUAUGGGAAGACUUGAGGCCACGGCAGGGUUAAGGGAGCCCCCCUAUGCAGUGGGGACUUCCUGGGAUAAGCAAGGGAAGUACUGUGAUGGUUACUCGAUUAAACAGUGUUGCAUUGUGGAGAUACGGAAUUUUAU